Rhinocladiella mackenziei CBS 650.93 is the source of this 2343-nucleotide messenger RNA. RefSeq lists its product as uncharacterized. Gene Ontology annotation, cellular component: membrane. Gene Ontology annotation, biological process: transmembrane transport; carbohydrate transport. Gene Ontology annotation, molecular function: carbohydrate:proton symporter activity. The record is from RefSeq and is a predicted model, not a curated record. NCBI's taxonomy places the organism in Eukaryota, Fungi, Ascomycota, Eurotiomycetes, Chaetothyriales, Herpotrichiellaceae. The transcript has 12 exons. Bases 1 to 2343 code for a protein of 780 amino acids.
AUGUGCACAUUCCCAAAAAUUGGUGGAACUGGAGAGUCAUCUUCAACAGCGAUACUUGUCGUCGGGCUCGGCAGUGGGCUGUUUGGUUACGAUAACGCGUUUGCCGCGCCGCUGGUUUCCCUUCCACACUUUGUCCAAAAGUACCAAGGACACGGAGAAGCAUUCACGGCCAAUAACCUGAGCCUGAUUUUCUCUGUGCCAUUGGUGGGUUCGGCACUUGGAGGCCUGUUGGCCGGCCUGCCAUUACAAAGAAAGAUUGGUAGGAAGUAUACCUGUUUAGUCGCUUAUACUCUUUGUUGUGUCCCGGGAUCCGUCUUACAACUUUUCGCUCCCAACAUUGGAGCUCUGGUCUUUGGACGUACUUGGAACUAUUUCGGUGUGGCCAUCCUCAUGUGUGUUUGCCCAAUUUAUCUCGCCGACCUCGUCCCUCCCCAUCUCCGAGGCCGAGCCGUCGGAGUGCUAACGUGUUACAUGGCCGGUGUUGCUGUCUUGGGAACAGUCACCGUAUGGGGCUCUCAGCGAGUUCAGAGCGACUGGCAAUACAAGAUCCCUCUAACACUCCAAGCCUGUUUACCCGCCCUAUUCUUCCUGACGUCUUGUUUCCUCGUGGAAUCACCGACCUGGCUGGUUCUCCGCGGUGACGUGGAAAAUGCUAGGCGAGUUCUCCUCUCUUUACGGAAGAAUAACCACGAGCUUGUCGAGGCGGAGAUAUCUUCACUCAUCCAAGCAAUUACCUCCAAUCAGAGUCAAAGGGCCGACCUGAAGUGGUGGUACAUCCUCCGUCGUCAAAACCUCAAGCGCACCCUGACGACGAGUAUGUACAUCUGCCUGAGCCAAAUAGGGGGGCAGGUAUUGACACUUCAAUACUCGACCGUCAUCUUGGUUCAAAGCGGAGUGAGCGAUCCGUUCAGGAUCACAAUCUUGAUCUUCAUGGUCCAGUUCCUAGGAAUGGUCGUUGGUCCAUACUUGAUGGACCGACUGGGUCGACGCCCCACCUGCCUUGUAGGAUUCACGAUAUUAUUCUUCUUGGACGUCGCAGCGGGCGGUCUUGCCUGUGCUGGCCUUGAAUCACCAGCUCGUUCUCAGGCCAUAGCGGCACUCUUCAUUAUCUUUUCAUUUAUUAAUGCGGCAUCUUUUCAAUCCAUCUGCUAUCUCGUAUAUGCCGAAAUUCCACCUGCAAAGCUACGAGAACCAACAGCAGCUUAUACCUCCCUCUGGGGAAUGGUCACUGCCACCGCUACCACUUUUGCGGUCCCUCAAAUAACAAACCCUGAUGCUGGCAACCUCGGAGCCAAGGCUGCCCUGAUAUUUGCCGGGUGUCAAUUGAUCACAAUAACGCUGACAUACUUCUAUCUCCCCGAGACGAGAGGAAGGACCAUGGCGGAGAUUGAUGAGAUGUAUGCCGCAGGAAUACCAAUGAGUGCAUGGAAAUACCCUAAAAAGCCUCGGGCAAAGUCCCGAGCGGUUGAUACAUGCAUCACCCGACGCGAAUCUGCCACUACUGGAACCAAACAUUUUCAACCGCGACCGAGCGGGCUGUCUCCCAUAUCUUCUCCAGAAAGCAGUCGAGCAAUAACUACUCCGUCAGAUCCGUCCUGGACGCCAAACGAUUCAGCCCAAAUUCCGAUCAGCUCUCCGUUCAGUUCCCCGAACCAGUCGAAUCAACUUGAUGACAUCUUAUCUCAACAGCGAACUGAAGAAUACUUAACUCAUUUUGACGUCGCAUUAUGUGAGAUUCUCAGCACGUUCACAUCGAUCCAUCCCAGUCCCAUCCGCAUCUAUAUUCUUCCGCUUUCCUACCAACAUGUCGGUCUUCUUCAUGCCACCCUCAGCCUUGCCGCUUGUCACAUGGGUACCUCAGAAAUUGAUAAUAACCAGACAAUGCUGACAACCGCCAUCGAGCAUGAGGUUCAAGCCAUCCAAUCCCUGGGCGCACUACUUCUAAAAGAAGAAUACUUUGGCUUGAAUGAUGCUGAAGAAGAAUUGACCUUGGCCAUGGUUCUCAUUCUCGUCCUACACGAUAUCUGCGAGUCCGGAAAGUCAUUGCAUGGCACCCAUCUCAACGGCGUUGUCUUCCUUUUGUUCCCGAAUUGUUGCCAGACCGACUGGUCAUACUCCAUUCAAAGACUUCUUGUUGGCUGCGCUUUCAUGGGCUUCAGCGGGGCCGAGAAGUCGGCAUUAACUAAUGACGUUCGCCAAUACGUUUUUGAUGCCGAUGACUUCAGUCUCGAGACCAUUGUGGGUUGUCCGGCAGGACUUUUUCAACGCAUCGGCGCGGCCCUGGAAGCCGGAAAGUCAUACCUCGUGAAAAAGUUAAGCGUGAACAAUUUUCAAGACUCUUAA